Messenger RNA from Durio zibethinus, 1911 nucleotides. RefSeq names its product BAHD acyltransferase DCR-like. The record is from RefSeq and is a predicted model, not a curated record. Lineage: Eukaryota; Viridiplantae; Streptophyta; Magnoliopsida; Malvales; Malvaceae.
UCAUUUUCUACCCAGCUCUUUGUAACUUUGAAAAAAAAAAAUUCUCUUUCGUAUAAGAUUUUUAUUGUUCUAAACAAAAAAUAACAAUAACCAAGGAUAUGGCAGCUGAAGCAGGGAAGAAGGAAGAGAUGACGAAGGUAAAAAUAACCAGCAAAAGCCAUGUCAAGCCUGGCAAGAUUGUAGGAAGAAAAGAAUGUCAAUUGGUCACAUUUGAUCUCCCAUAUCUGGCCUUCUAUUAUAACCAGAAGUUGUUGUUUUACAAGGGUGGGGAGUUCGAGGAUAAGGUGGAAAAACUCAAGGAUGGGCUCAGCGAGGUUUUGGAGGAGUUUUAUCAGCUGGGAGGCAAGCUUGGAAAAGAUGAGGAAGGGGUUUUCAGGGUGGACUAUGACGAUGAUAUGGACGGUGUUGAGGUGUUGGAAGCCAUCGCCGAGGGGCUCAGCGUCGAUGAACUUGCGGCUGAUGAGGGCACAAGCUCUCUCAAGGACCUGAUCCCUUACAAUGGUGUCUUGAACUUGGAGGGCCUUCACAGGCCUCUGUUAUCUGUGCAGUUGACAAAGUUGAAAGACGGACUUGCAAUGGGGUGCGCCUUCAACCACGCUAUCCUCGACGGAACCUCCACGUGGCAUUUUAUGAGCUCGUGGGCCCAAAUCUGUAGCGGGUCCAACUCCAUCGUCCCACCGUUUCUCGAACGGACCAAAGCCCGAAACACCCGUGUAAAGCUGGACCUCUCGCUCCCACCAAACCCAGUCGCUUCAUGCAACGGUUAUGCCAACCAAGGUCCACAACUCAGGGAGAAACUCUUCAGGUUUUCCGAAGCUGCCAUUGACAAGAUCAAGUCAAAAGUCAACUCUAACCCACCAUCCAACGGCUCUAAACCAUUCUCAACUUUUCAAUCUCUGGCUGUCCAUAUUUGGCAGCAUGUAACCCAAGCACGUGACCUUAAACCUGAAGACUAUACAGUUUUCACUGUCUUUGCAGAUUGUCGUAAAAGGGUUGAUCCCCCCAUGCCCGAAAGUUACUUCGGCAAUCUAAUUCAAGCCAUCUUCACCGUCACUGCAGCAGGGUUAUUGUUGGCCAACCCGCCGGAAUUCGGAGCAUCAAUGGUACAAAAAGUUAUUGAAGCGCACAAUGCUGAGGCUAUCGAUGAACGCAACAAGGAGUGGGAGGCUGCACCGAAGAUUUUCCAGUUCAAGGAUGCUGGUGUCAACUGCGUGGCCGUUGGAAGCUCUCCAAGGUUUAAGGUCUACGAUGUGGAUUUUGGUUGGGGAAAGCCUGAAGGAGUGAGGAGUGGGUCCAACAACAGGUUUGAUGGGAUGGUGUAUUUGUAUCAAGGGAAGAGCGGUGGCAGGAGCAUUGACGUGGAGAUCACAUUGGAAGCUGGAGCCCUGGAAAAGUUGGAGAAAGAUAAGGAGUUUCUAAUGGAAGUCUAGUUAUAAUAUUUUGCGUGAAUUAGCAUCAAUAUUCUUAUAUAUAAAUGUUUUCGGUGAUUUUAAUUUUAAUAGGGAUUGAUGUAAAAAAGAGGGUGCUAUUUUCACAUUUAUUUUGAUAAGAAGACAAUUAAUCGAUAGAAAUGUGAAAAUAGUUGCACCUAAUUUGAAUAAGGUCAGUGUUAAAAUUUGUAAAAUGAAGGUAUCAUUAUGCUAUUGCUGCCAAACAUUAUGUUGCUACUUUUUUUUUUUUCUACGUGGGAAGAAUGUUGAAGGCGAAGUUAGGGCAGUUGCUUGACUUGUUAGUUCGGUACGAGUUAGUUUUUGCUGAGGAAACAGUGGUCUCAUUUGUGUUCGAUGGACCUCUCCUGAAGCAAUAUAUCGAACUCCGUUUUAGCGAUUCAAUUGGAGGAGUUGGACUUUGAUGUAUUUGAGCUUUUUCUUAAUUUGUAGUAGUAGCAACAAGAAUUCAAGACGUUAGUUG